Molecule: messenger RNA, 2779 nt
Organism: Amphiprion ocellaris (clown anemonefish)
Lineage: Eukaryota; Metazoa; Chordata; Actinopteri; Pomacentridae
Gene: bcl2l16
Product: BCL2 like 16
Exons: 3
Coding region: 277-888 (203 amino acids)
Biological process (GO): intrinsic apoptotic signaling pathway in response to DNA damage; regulation of apoptotic process; extrinsic apoptotic signaling pathway in absence of ligand
Cellular component (GO): mitochondrial outer membrane
Molecular function (GO): protein heterodimerization activity; protein homodimerization activity
Source: RefSeq, a predicted model, not a curated record
CUAUAUUUAGCUGGCGGGGGGGACUGGGUGACUCAGUCUGACUGCAACACAUACAGACACACUCCUCUGGACCACAACACUCUUUACCUGCUCUCUGGUUUGUACAUGUGGUGUGUGCACCUUGGCACCGCUUGUCUUUCUUACUAAAGAUGAGUAGCAGCAUCCUGACAGACAGGUGGGACUGAACAUGGCUGUGCUGCUUGGUUUUGCAGCUGGUAUCUGUGGUCUGAUGAGAACACAGCUUGGUGAUUAGUGAAGUGGCAAUCAGAGACGCCCAUGUGUCAACUGGAAGUGCCAGAGGCCAGACUGGGCCUGAACAGUCCUGACCCGCUGGUAAGAGAGGCUUUUCUGAUGGCCCAUGACUACAUCGACUAUGUAACCAAAGGGGGGGCUGAUGGCACCAUGGGUCCUGCCCCUACAGCCUGCACCGCAGCCCUGCGCCACGCCGGGGACGAGCUCCUCACGCGCUUCCCCAUCUUCUUCAGGCGCUGGCCUCGCGUCUUUCAGGAUGUGACAGAGAACACGGCCUGCCCCAUGCUCAUGAGCAUCCUGGAUGAGCACUUCUUCCCCCCCGUCCCCGGGGGGCGACGCAGGGACCUGGCCUGGAGCGCGGUGCUGUCGGUGUAUGUGCUGGCCGGCCAGAUGGCUCUGCACUGCCAAGAGAGGGGCAUGUUGGCGGUCCUGCCCCAGCUGAAGGAAUGUGUGGGGGCAUAUGUGGACAGGGUCAUCUGCCCUGAGAUACGAGACAGGGGAGGAUGGACUGGUUUUGUAUCACGCUUUGGAGAGAAGCAGGACUUGGAGGGCCAGCUGAAGAAAGCCUGCUGGUGGACACUACUGGCACUUGCCAUAAGCAUCAUCACCUACUUCUUCAUAAAAAGAAUGGCUUAGCUAGCCAAUACUGCCACCUAGUGACUGCAGGCAGAAACUCUGCAGGAGUGGGCUGCCAUAGAAAAAGGCUGCCGUAUGUGCGACUUCUAUAGAAACAUGUCCAUGUACAUCAUUAUUGUCCACAUGCAGCAUACAGUAUUUCACAUCUAAUGUUGUGGAGGUAUUUGAGCUGCCUAAAGAAAUGUCUGCAGUUAAUCUUAUAAUUAUACAGAAAUGGUCCACACACAUCAGCAUGUUUCACAUUUUAUGUCCUGUCGGUCAAUGUACAAACUUGUGAUGUAUUUAAAUUGUUUCAGGUCACAUGCCGGUGAAAAUCGAAAGCUUACAGUGUUGUUUGUGCAGCAGGAUGUGAACUCUGACCAGGUAUUAUAAAUUAAUCGCCACUGAAGGAGUUAGCUGUGCAAAGUCUACAUGUGGUCAGUGAAAAUGACAAAGCAGAAUGAUCAGAUUUAAGGAGGUGUUUGCUGCAUUUGACCCUGUAUGUUCUGUUCAGGUUCAGUAACAAACAUCAGGCUUUACCAGUAGUUUAUUCAAGGGAAUGCAUGCUAAUGUGUAAAGGAGUCAUUUCACUGAAUCUAAAUUCCAGUAAAAGUGAUGGUAACACAGCUACACUUUAUGUACAGUGUAGUAAACUCAGAUAAAUUAAUUAUACUUGAACAUGUUUAUCAGCUAAUUUAAGCAUAUCAAUGACAAAUCAUUAAAACACAGGAGACAAACUUGAAUUAUGCUGUGGAACUUUUAUUCAGAACACAGAAAACGUGAAAAGACAAGAGGUUUACAAAUGAAAAGCUGAACAGUGGAACUUUGGAAGAACAAUUACACAAUAAAUUUAGGCCAGUUCCUCUUCGCCCUCCUCCUCAAACUCUCCCUCUUCCUCAGCAGUGGCAUCCUGGUACUGCUGGUACUCAGACACCAGGUCAUUCAUGUUGCUCUCAGCCUCAGUGAACUCCAUCUCAUCCAUACCCUCGCCAGUGUACCAGUGGAGGAAAGCUUUGCGCCUGAACAUAGCAGUGAACUGCUCUGAGAUGCGCUUGAACAGCUCCUGGAUGGCGGUGCUGUUGCCGAUGAAAGUGGCAGCCAUCUUGAGGCCACGAGGAGGAAUGUCACAGACGGCAGUCUUGACGUUGUUGGGGAUCCAUUCAACAAAGUAGCUGCUGUUCUUGUUCUGCACAUUCAGCAUCUGCUCAUCCACUUCCUUCAUGGACAUGCGGCCACGGAAGAUGGCAGCCACCGUCAGGUAGCGGCCGUGACGGGGGUCGCAGGCGGCCAUCAUGUUCUUGGCAUCGAACAUCUGCUGGGUGAGCUCUGGCACAGUGAGUGAUCUGUACUGCUGGCUGCCUCGGCUUGUGAGGGGGGCAAACCCUGGCAUGAAGAAGUGCAGACGAGGGAAUGGCACCAUGUUUACAGCCAGCUUGCGCAGGUCAGCAUUGAGCUGCCCAGGGAACCUGAGGCAGGUGGUGACGCCGCUCAUGGUUGCAGACACCAAGUGGUUGAGGUCACCGUAUGAGGGGGUUGUAAGUUUGAGGGUACGGAAACAGAUGUCGUACAGGGCCUCAUUGUCAAUGCAAUAGGUCUCAUCUGUGUUUUCGACCAGCUGGUGGACUGAUAGUGUGGCGUUGUAGGGCUCAACAACUGUGUCUGACACUUUUGGGGAAGGCACCACACUGAAGGUGUUCAUGAUGCGGUCGGGGUAUUCUUCACGGAUCUUGCUGAUAAGCAGGGUACCCAUACCGGAGCCUGUACCACCACCCAGAGAAUGUGUGAGCUGGAAGCCCUGUAGGCAGUCGCAGCUCUCAGCCUCCUUCCUCACCACAUCCAGGACAGAGUCCACCAGCUCUGCACCUUCCGUGUAGUGACCCUUGGCCCAGUUGUUGCCAGCACCACUCUGGCC